AUGCAAAGACGAAGGGGAGACAUGAAGACUCUGGGCUUCACCGUCAAGUCCCAGAUGAAGCACUCGGAGGUGAUCGGACCCCCCGUGGCUGGGACCUUCCGGGAGCGACCGUCCAAACCUACGCUCUUUCGAAAGUUUUACGAGCGAGGCGAGUUUCCUAUGACGCUGAAGCACGACACCAAAGGAAACCGCAUCGCAUGGAAGGUCGAGAUAGAGAAACUGGACUACCACCACUACCUGCCGCUGUUCUUUGACGGACUGUGUGAGACGGAGCACCCGUACGAGUUCUUUGCCCGGCAGGGGAUCCAUGACAUGCUGGAGAAUGGAGGGCCCAAGAUCCAACCAGUGAUCCCCCAGCUGAUAGUGCCCAUCCGCAAAGCUCUCAACACCAGGAACCGCCAGGUCAUCUGCACCACCCUGAAAGUCAUCCAGCACCUGGUUGUGUCCGGGGAGAUGGUGGGGGAGUCACUGGUGCCUUAUUACAGACAGAUCCUGCCCAUUCUGAACAUCUUCAAGUCCAUGAACGUAAACACCGGGGAUCGCAUAGACUACAGCCAGCAGAAGAGGCAGAAUGUGGGGGAGCUGGUCCAGGAGACUCUGGAGCUGCUGGAGAGAUACGGAGGAGAGGAGGCCUUCAUCAACAUCAAGUACAUGGUGCCCACCUACGAGUCCUGCAUGGUGAACUGA
This is a messenger RNA of Knipowitschia caucasica, 687 nucleotides long. The record is from the annotation of a GenBank genome assembly. NCBI's taxonomy places the organism in Eukaryota, Metazoa, Chordata, Actinopteri, Gobiiformes, Gobiidae.